AGGAGGAGCUAACUUACCCAUUACUAUUUUAAUGUUUUUCUGAAUUAAAGACCAUUAUAUAGGCUAGUUAACUACUUGACUAGAUUAAACACAUUAACAUAUUAAACGAAUAUUUUAAUAUUAGUUCUCUACUGUUAAAUGAAAGGAUCUAAUCGCUCGCCGGCGCGCGCACUGAGGCGUGGCUUGGUAGACAGUGCAGCACGCUGCAGUCUUUAUCACAAAAACAUGGAGAGGUCUGUGUUCAGUUAGCAUCCGACUGAUGCCGACUUCCUACAGCCUGGCUGUGAAUACCUGAUUUUACGCAUAAGGUGUUUCUGUUCGAACCUCAGCAGCAGCCAUGGACUCUAUUCAAGUGACGCUUACUGUUAGGGGAACUACAUCGUUUGGUGAAGUGAUAGCAGUAGUUGGAAGCUGUGAGACUCUGGGCUGUUGGUGUUAUCAGAAAGCACUGCCUCUACAACACACAGAGGAGGAUGGCAAUCUUUGGAAAAAGACCAUCACAGUUCCAAAGGGAGUAGAAAUCAAGUAUCGCUAUUUUAAGGGGUUCUUCCUAGAAUCAAAGAUGUCAACCAACUGUGGCUGGGUGGCUGAGAAAGUGAAUGCAGGUGGUCCAUGUCAAGUCAUAGUCAAUAAUUGGGAGACCCAUCAGCUGCCUCGUUCAUUGAGUUCCUCAGAAUCGGACAGUGAACAUGACGAUGGCCAGUUCGGAUUCUAUAAUGGUGUUGAAUGUGUAGACUCUGGAUGGUUGACAUGUCAGACAGAAAUCCGUCUACGUCUCCAUUACUCUGUUAAGCCACCAGUGUCCAUUACUAAGAAGAAAUACAAGACAUCUCGCUUCAGAUUAAAAUUGAUGCUGGAAGGUAUUGAAGAGGAGGAGGAUGAGGAGAGCCCUUCAUCCUGGCACAAGAUGACUACCACACUAGAGAUUGGUAUGAUCAGUGAUGGUGGCUACAAAUCUCGUCACUCCCAGCCUGAAUGUGGCUACGCCCUGGAGCCAGCAAAGUGGACUGAGUACAGUAUUCACACUAUGGAACCUGAUAACCUGGAGCUUGUGUUCGAGUUCUUUGAGGAGGACCUAAGUGAAAAAGUCGUUCAGGGUGAUGUCCACCCAGGACACGUUGGCACCGCUUGCCUCUUAUCUUCUUCCUUUCUGGAAAGCGGCAAAGAUAUUGGAGUGGUUACCCUCCCAAUCAUGAGUAGAAGUUCUAGGCAGACUAUUGGCAAAGUCAGAGUGGACUACCUGGUUAUUCGGCCCAUCGCAGACUUUAAGUGUGACAUGAGCCACUGCUACACUAAGUACUGGCGGAAGAGGAGUGCUCUGGAUGUGGGCCACAGAGGAGCAGGGAGCACACAUGCUGCCAAACAUCACAAGAUCAGGGAAAACACAAUUGCCUCAUUUCUAAGUGCUGCUAAUCAUGGUGCUGCCUACGUGGAGUUUGAUGUGCAUCUGUCCAAGGACUUGGUUCCAAUUGUGUACCAUGAUCUUACAUGCUGUAUCUCCACUAAGAAGAAAAAUGACAAAAAUUCCAUGGUGUUGUUUGAAGUACCUGUGAAAGAUCUAACCUUUGACCAGCUUCAGCUUCUUAAACUUGCCCACUCUACAGCUAUGAAGGCGCAUGAUCACAAAGAUUUACAGGAUGAGGAGGAAUAUAUAGAUGAACACCAGCCAUUUCCUUCACUUUCUCAGAUUUUCCAGACUGUUCCAGAAAAUGUAGGAUUUAAUAUUGAGCUGAAGUGGAUAUCCCAGAUGAAGGAUGGCUCCUGGGAUGGAAACUUGUCCACUUACUUCAACAUGAACCAGUUCCUGGAUAUCAUCCUCACCUGUGUGCUCCAGAAUGCUGGAAAGAGAAGAAUUGUCUUCUCUUGUUUCGACCCUGAUGUGUGUGCAAUGGUGCGCCGGAAGCAGAACAAGUAUCCCAUCCUGUUUCUGACACAGGGUGUGUCAGAGGUCUACCCUCAGUUAAUGGAUAUUCGCUGUCAGACCACACAGAUUGCUAUGAGCUUUGCUCAGAGUGAGAACAUACUGGGUAUCAGUGCUCACACUGAGGAUCUGCUGCGCAACAUGGACUGUAUUACAGAGGCCCAGUCUAAAGGCCUGGUGGUCUUUUGCUGGGGAGAUGACAACAAUAACCAUGAGAACAGGAGGAUACUCAGGGAGAAAGGCAUUGAUGGCCUCAUUUAUGACAGAAUCUGUGAUGACCAGAGUGAGCAGCCCAACAUCUUUAAAGUAGAAGAAAAAGUGUCUAUAAAAGAGGUGAUUCCUGAGGAGACGCUGAAGAGCUGUGCCUGCUCCACGUAUAGUAUUUCCUGCUCAGCUGUGUCGUGCUCAGGUGAGGUUCGAGCCGGUAGCGGCGAGUCAGACUCGGGCCUCAGCUAAUCUUGAACUCCCCAGUCUCUAGCCUUUUAUAGCAAAGUAAACAUCACACACACAUGGACUUUCUCCUUGGGUGGUUUUCACCUACACAAUGUUUUUGCCAAAUGAUGACUGAUUUAAAUGGUAUAUACGUGAUCACUAGAUAAAAAUGUAAUGAUAUUAAAGAAAAGUAUACUUCAAGCCUCCUCAUGGGCAUUCCUGAUGUAUUCAAUGUGUUGUAAAUGUUAAUACUUUUAUAUUUUAUAUACAUACAUAUAUACAUAUAUGUGUAUAUAUAAACAUGUAUGUAUGUUUACGUGUUUGUGUGUGUAUGUGUGUAUAUAUAUAUAUAUAUAUAUAUAUAUAUAUAUAUAUAUAUAUAUAUAUAUAUAUAUAUACAUAUAUAUACACAUACACUCAUGGUAGCAUCAAGCAUCGUUCUACAAUUUUUUUAUGAUCUCUGUAAUGGUUACAUAGUUAGUGGUUUCAUUCUCAUUAAGCUAUUCCAUUCCUCACUAUACUUUAAAUAUUAAACAUUGUUUACUGGAACAUGUAUGUAUUUCAACACCAUCAAAUCAUAACCUGCAGAGUGUCGCUUUUUAAUCUCGUAAAGUUUACUAAAACUCUGUCUUUUAUCAUAUUGAAGACUUUGUUUUAUUAAACUACAUUAUUAUGUGCUAAAUAUAUAGCAUAAUACAUUGAAUAAACCUAAUCAGACAUUUGUGAUCAGAAAAGUACCUAAGUAAAAAUCUAUAUUGAAGAAUGCUGAAGAUAUUAAUGCACAAAACAUGUAAAUGGCCUGAUGUAAAGUAACCUUAUGUUUAAGAGUCACUUAAACUAAAAGUAAACAUUGUGCUGCACUACAGUUUGAAGUAUUUGAUAAAGCGCUGUGUACUGUGAUUCGUAUACACCUGAACACUGCUGCUGUAAAUUUCUGUCUGCUGAAUGUUAGCAUGGAUGUGUCUCUCUGUUGAAAGUGUUCUGUUCAAGUAGGGACCUUAAUACUUCUCCCACUUUGCAUGGCGAUGGGGCUGUGCUCCAUGUGCUCCACUGAGCAAACCACUGAGCUCACUCGGAUGAAUGCAUUGGAUAAUUCAUUUCGUGGCCCAGAAGCUUUGAAAUUAAUACAGAAACAACUGAAAAUAAAGUUAUUUAAGUAAACUGA
Hemibagrus wyckioides is the source of this 3518-nucleotide messenger RNA. RefSeq names its product glycerophosphocholine phosphodiesterase 1 (gene gpcpd1). NCBI's taxonomy places the organism in Eukaryota, Metazoa, Chordata, Actinopteri, Siluriformes, Bagridae. Gene Ontology annotation, biological process: glycerophospholipid catabolic process. The coding region runs from base 338 to 2377 and encodes 679 amino acids. Gene Ontology annotation, molecular function: starch binding; glycerophosphocholine phosphodiesterase activity. The record is from RefSeq and is a predicted model, not a curated record. The transcript is spliced from 21 exons.